AAAAUAAAAUGGGAUACAGCUAGGAUGAAUAAAAAAGAGAGUUGUUGGGCACAUGGGAGCCAGUGAGGUUGACCAAUUAGAGAAAGUGAGGAGAGUCAAGCACGACCAAAACGAUGCCACACAACCCACGACACGCAACAACAGUAACGAACCAAAGCCGCAACAAUACACAACAGAACCAAACCUUCACUGACUCGACACGCGUCACUUAUCCUUUCCAAAAACACGUGUAUUCUCAACAGUAACUCUCCCUCAUAUCGACACGUGUCCACUCCAAACAAGUUGCAUGACAGCGACCUUCAAUCGCAAAAGCACAAAAAAACAUUUUGCAGUGAGAAAUCGUGUCACUCUCACCACGUGUCGUUAUACACUUCCCUCCCAUGAUCGCCACUUGUCUCUUCCUUCCACGCCUUCCUUGUCACAUCCCAAGGGCAUUCUCGGUAUCCCAUUCAACAUUAUUCCCUUUUCUUUCAAUUUCAACACCAAAACACUUUUUUUUCUUCUCUUUUUUUUCUAUUACUAUUAUUUUUGUCAAUUUCUUCUUCCGAUUUGCAUUUUACUCUUCGAACAAUCUUCCGUGUAAUCUGAAAAAAAUAAUCUUUUUUUGCGGGGAUUGCUUCCUGUUUUAGCGAAUUAACAGAAUUUAUUAAAAUUCAAAUAAUUUUCUCCUCGAUUUCAAUGGGUUUUUUGUCUCCGCUUGAAAAGGAACGUUUUUGUGAUCUGGGUAUAUGCUAUUCUGGGGUUUACUAUGUUAUCUUUCAUGGGUUUUGCUGAUUUGAAAUUUCAUCAACAUCAUCAUCGUCGUCGUCAUCAUUACCAUCAUCAUCAUCAUCAUCAUUAUCAUUUAUCACCUCAACAAACAAGGCCUGUUUGAUUAUGUUGGAGAAGAAGUAGGUAGCAUGUGGUUUUUAUUGAGUUUUGAUGAAGAAUAAUAAUUGUGAUAAGAAUCUAUUUUGAUUCAUGAAGAUGGAGAAGUACCCGAGAGAUCUACUUGAACGACUCUUUGGUUCAACUGGUGGCACUGAUAAUAAUAUUCAUAGCAUAACAACAACAACACAACAAAUCCAAAACACACAUCAUCGUCAAUAUAAUCAUCUUCUUCGAGAAGAGGAGGAAGAAGAAGAUGAAGAAAAUGAAGGGGUUGAACUGAACCUUGGUCUUUCAUUAGGUGGUAGAUUUGGUGUUGACAAACAUGCUAAAAGUAAGAAGCUUAUACGUUCUUCUUCUGUAGUUGGAACAAUGCCUUUGCUCCGGGAAGAUAUAGCCACGGCUGCCGGAAUGGCUUCGCCGACUCCGGCGUAUCCCACGGAGACGGAGGAAGAGUGGAGGAAGAGGAAGGAGUUGCAGACGCUGCGGCGGAUGGAGGCUAAGAGACGGAGGUCGGAGAAGCAGAGAGUUUCUAAGUCGGAGAGAGAUUCCGCCUCCGCCGCUGCAUUUACCGGUGGAGGUGGUGGUUUAGAGGAAAUUGAAGGUGCAGGUGCAACAAUGGUGUUAAAUAGGAUUGGUUCUUCAAUUGGGUUGCCGAAUUGGGCUAUGGCAACUAAGCAAGUUGUUCUUAGUGAUGUUUUGGGGAAAGGGAAAAUUGGUGUUGUUGGUUUUCAAGGAUUAUUUGCUCAACCAUCUUCUCAAGGUUCGGUAGAUUCACAAGGUGGAAGUUCUUCAUCAUUGUCUGAAAUGGAUAGCAAGCCUUUUCUAGGAUCGGGGAGUUGUGGUGAAGCAAGAAGCCCGGCUAGCACUCAGUCCUUACAGGAAAGAAGCAGCCAGGACGCUGUUGGCUCAUCAGGAGGGACAAAGACAAACGAGAAAUUGACUAGAACAUCUUCGAGAGCUGAGGUAAUGGAGAAUUCAUCUAAGAAACCUAAUCCUACACAAAAUAUGGGGAAGGAAAUUGGAACAAACUCAAUGGAAGACAUGCCUUGUGUAUUUACAAAAGGGGAUGGUCCUAAUGGAAGAAGAAUUGAAGGAAUCUUAUACAAAUAUGGAAAAGGUGAAGAAGUGAGGAUAAUGUGUGUGUGCCACGGAAACUUUCUUUCUCCAGCUGAGUUUGUUAAACAUGCUGGUGGUGGUGAUGUUGCACACCCUCUUAGACACAUUGUUGUUAACCCUUCUGCCGCUCCCUUAUUGUGAUGGGAGUCCCUUCAACAGUAGGGAUGUAUUAUAUUCAUUCAAGAGAAGGAAUGUUAAUCAGUUUCAUAGCUUCUCUAGUAUGCUCUCCAUUUUUAUUUUUGCUAAGGUAUUGAGAAUUAAUGAAACAAUAUAUUUUUAUAGAGUCACUUGAUUGCCUUCUGGAAUGGAAUGUUACAUUGGUGCCUUUGAUAAAUUAUUGACCAUGUACUUUA
Cicer arietinum (chickpea) is the source of this 2339-nucleotide messenger RNA. RefSeq names its product ninja-family protein AFP3. Gene Ontology annotation, biological process: negative regulation of DNA-templated transcription; signal transduction; response to abscisic acid. The record is from RefSeq and is a predicted model, not a curated record. Lineage: Eukaryota; Viridiplantae; Streptophyta; Magnoliopsida; Fabales; Fabaceae. Gene Ontology annotation, cellular component: nucleus.